Paramuricea clavata is the source of this 14073-nucleotide messenger RNA. The record is from the annotation of a GenBank genome assembly. Lineage: Eukaryota; Metazoa; Cnidaria; Anthozoa; Malacalcyonacea; Plexauridae.
GAAGUUUAGAAGGAAAACAAUAUGGAGGCUUUCGAGGAAGACUCGAAAGUCCGUUCUGAAAUUGCCAAAAUUGACAAUGAACUUGAACGUAUUCAGCAAGAUAUUGAAGAAUUAUUAAAGAGGCAAGAAGAGCUGGGUGAUCGAAGGGAGUAUUUACAAGAACAACUGAAUGAAAAUAAAGUAUUUUUGCAAAGCAAGAGCAAGGAUUGGUCGCUGAGAAAUUUUGAAUGGUCAGAAAAAAUUGAGGAUUUAAGAGGGAAAGUUUUCCAUAUUGAUGAAUUCCGGCCGCUGCAGUUAGAAUGUAUGAACGUUACCAUGUCAGGUACUGUUAUAAAUUGUAUCUGUGUUGUGUUCCAUGAAUUGGGUCGGUUAAAGGUUGUACAAUUUGUGUAUCAGUCAAUUCUAGGAUUCCCAUCCCCCCCCCGGCAUUUGCAAUUAUUUUCUUUAAAGUUAACAAUUGCCCUGUGCCGGGUAGGAACAGCAUGGCAAUGCCCCCACCCAUGACAAAUGCUCGGCCCCGAGGCACACUGGCUCAGUUAUGGAAUAUUUUUUAAAAGAGAAGCGGCAUUUCAAAACUAUAAUUUAUAUAAAAUUGCAAAACUAAAAGUUUUGAGCCGAUCAUAAAAUUAAAUAAACAUUUAAAAUCUAGCUGGUUCUCUUCAUGUAAAAUUAUAUGGGAAACGUACGAGGCAGAUAUGGGCAUUUGACUAUGUUUUUGCCCGCACCAUUGGGAAUUAGACAAUGGGUUUCGACCGCACCAUCGACCGUAUUUUUUUUGAAAAGUCAAAUUCCCGGGGGGGGGGGCAUGAUCGCAGUUGGAAUUGACUCGUACAUUAUUUAAUUUAAUACGUCCUACACUACAGUACAGUCUACAGACUACAGUAUAUUUCUUUUCAUACCAGGGCUGACAUGAAAAAUAGAGGCAUUCUGGCGAGUAAUAUCUUUAGAAAGAUACAAUUUGAGUUGCGCUUGCGGAAUGCAGCAAUAAGACUUUGAUCUGGAGAUGAAUUUGGUGUUUUGUACUCAUUAAGCAUAUUUUUAAAAAAUAAUGAAUAAUGAAAAAUUUUCGUGCGGCAGAUAAAUCCCAUGCGGGCGGAGACGAGAAACAUGAUAUCAAUUUUCAUUGGCCUAAGGGUCUGUCAACAAAUAGAUUUUGUCCUACAUCGCGGACUUGGGCUGCGAUGGGGGGUAGAUUAGAAUCCGCUAUUACAAAAUAUUUGGGACGAAAACUGACUUUAGAAAUACGAAGAUUGGAAGAAAAUGUAGUACAUUUCAAAUAAUAUUGAAAAGGCAAAAAGCGGACACAGCUCAAAAGCAAUACUUUGUUUGAUAUUUACAUUUUGAAGUACACAACCUGUGCCCGAACCAAUUCUGGUUAAUUCCUUUAAUAUGUGUUGCCGCUGGAAUAACUGAUCGCGGCCGAAUAUUUUGUGUUGACAUUUCAGCAGUUUGCAGUUUGACACAAACUUUCUUUCGUUCAAUCAAGGAUAUAAAUAUUGCAUUUUGUGGACAAAAAAUUGGGUAUUUAUUUAAAUUUUAUGUUGCUUACAACUGCUAAAGAACAAGCCGAUUGUAAUGUUAGAAGUCAAUAUGCUGUAUUCUUGCCUAAAGGUCCUAUAGUAGACUGCUCACAGUCAUAUUUUGGACAAUAUUUUGGACCAUAAUUUCAAUUAUCUUGGGUAUUUAUUUAAUUAAUCUUGGGUAUUUAUUUAAAUUUUAUAUUGCUUACAACUGCUAAACAAUACGGAAAGUAGUUUUUAUUUAUUACAAGCUGAUUGCAGGGUGCGAAAUAACGGCUGGAGGGUCGCCAGUCAAGGUGACCGGCCAACUCAAUUUUAGCUUAGACAUACCGAAUAUCUGGCCGGUCAAAUUAUUCAGCUUAAAGCAAAGCCUAGUAAAGUAUACCCCUAAAAAUGUGACUAUUUUCCCAGUAUAGCAUUAUAAAAAACCUAGCCUGAUAAAACAGCCGCCUGUUAUUGCUCGUUCCUCCCAAGAAUAGGCGGCUGUUUUAUCAGGCUAUAUAAAAAGCCUUACUGUAAUCAGUAAUUAAAAUGAAGAUUAGUUUGUUCUUUUACCGAAAGUGACCGGUCAAAAUGACCGGCAAGGUAAGAAUUUGAGCGGACAACUCUUUACGUUAUUUCGCGCCCUGGAUUGUAAUGUUAGAGGUGCACUGUAUUCUUGCCUAAAGGUCCUAUAGUAGACUGCUCACACUCAUAUUUUGGGUCACAAUAUUUUGGACCAUAAUUUCAAUUAUCUUUGGGUUUUUUACUUGCCUGCGAUGAGGUAGGGCGGGAGGGGGUUUAAAACAAUCGCGGCCCAAGUCCGCAAUGCGGGACGAAAUCUAUUUGUUGACGGUCCCUAGGACUUUCUUGACAGUAAGUUUCCUUGUAUAAAAGCUGCAGCAGUCAUCCCACUCACUGCUUUUGAACAACAAAAACAUGCUUGAGCAUCUGUUCAGUUGUUAUACAAUAAACAUGGCAAAUAAACAAUCCUCGUUUUUAUUCUCGUAUUCAAAGAUAUUAUUCAAAUUAUUAAAUAUUCAUGAGCUUCAACACCAUUUUAAUAUAAUAGAGAGUUUAAGCUUUGCGUUUAUACGCCAAACGUACACCAGGCAAAGAAAAAUUUUACCGUAUCAGGCAACAAAGAGUAAAUAAAUAAUUUGUUUUAAAAACUGCAAUGUAUGCUUAUAUUCUUUCAACAUAAGAAAGAAAGUAUGAAACAAAAACGUUCGAUGAAAAUUUUGCCAAGGAAGUUCGGACCCUGCCAUUUGCCGUGGCCCGGAAGGAUGAAGGCAGCUUAAUUUAAAUUCUCCACUAACAUGUUGGAGAAACGUCCGGUUGAGACAAAUGCCUGACCGGUAAACAAUUCCUUGCCCCGGGGACAAUUUGCAAGUUCCAAUGCCUGGCCACCGGGCAAAGAAAAGAUUACAAAUGCCCGGGGUUUGCCUGGGGUAGGGGGGAGGAUGGGCAAUGCUAGAACUGACUGAUGCAUUACUAUAUCCUGUACAGCCUAAUAUUUACAUGUCUGUCAGAUUUGGGAUCCUAGGUAGCGACGUAAAUAAUAAGGUGAAGACGUAAAUAAUAAGAGUCAUACUCAAGACGUAAAUUUAUAAAAUGAUACCAUCAAAAACUUAAAAUUUUAGAGAAAAUUUUCUUUGAACAGUCGUGUUGUCAGCUUACUUGAUUUCCAUUCAUUGAAUAUUAUUACAAAUAAUGGGUUUGAGCAAAUUAGCGAACACUCAAUUUUGAUAAUAACUCAAAAAACUUUCUUUUGUGCCAGCUUAAGGUCCUCUGUCGCAAUUUGCAAGAUUAAAGCGAAGCUGGCAAGUUUGGACCACACAGGGCUAACGGCAAUUAUUUUGCAGCUACAGUACCUGCAAAAAAACUAAAUUAAUAAAAUAUACAGGCAUGUAUAUAUAUAUAUAUAUAUAUAUAUAUAUAUAUAUAUAUAUAUAUAUAUAUAUAUAUAUAUAUAUAUAUAUAUAUAUAUAUAUAUAUAUAUAUAUAUAUAUAUAUAUAUAUAUAUAUAUAUAUAUAUAUACUGAGCUGAUCCAAAGUGCAGUCAAUGUAAAUUCUGUGUGGGAGAUUCGCCAUAAUUUACAUUACAUAAUUAAAUCCCAUGUCUAAAUAACUAAUCUAAACUCUUACAUGUAUUCUAGUAAAUACUGUUUAAAACAUCAUAUUCAUGAAGUUAAUAUCAAAUAAUGGCUCAAUGUGUAUACUCAGGUUAGAAAAUGCUGUGCUGAGUGGUUAUAUUACUACCUUAAAAAAUAAGCAGAAACUCAACGUUUCGAGUGGCCAGAACUGGAUCUGGCCAGAACUUCCGAAAAAAUUCGGGACUAGGGGGAGCUGGGGAGGAUAUGGCACUAGGGCAGCUGGGGAGGAGGAGACUACGGGGAGCUGGGGAGGAUAUGGCACUAGGGCAGCUGCGGAGGAGGGGACUACGGGGAGCUGGGGAAAAUGGCACUUGGGCAACCGGGGAGGAGAGGACUAGGAGGAACUGGGAAGGAUGGCACUAGGGCAUUCGGGGAGGAGGGGACUAGAGGCAGCCGGGGAGGAGCGGGGUGGACCACCCAUGCAAUAAUAUCAAAAAGAUUUGAAUACCGUAACAGAUACUGAUUUAUUAUUGACAGUUGUUGAACUGCGUAACAAAUUUUCAACCAGGAAAGCAUUGGUAGGCUAGAAAUUGAGCUAAAUAUUGCAUGGAAUUUAAAGCAAAAACGUUUCAAGAACUAAGAUUGUUUUAACAUAAAGGAAUAUUUGGCUUUGCCUAAGAACAAAAUGUUUUUGUUGUAAGUUGCGUCUAGUUUAUACUAUAUACGCGCGUUUCAAAAUUUUGAGGCCAGAUUUUCCGCUAAUGUCAAUACUUCGCGAAAUAUUGAACGGGUUACAAAUGAGGUUGCCAACAUCUCUUUGUAGUGCCUCAUUUUCUCUGAAUCUGCAUCACAAACUAUAACUGCAGGUCGGCAACAUUUUUCUAACCUAACACGACGAUACAGUACGUAGUAGCCAUUGCUGAUUGCCGAAGCUUGAUGUUGAAAUAUAUUGAACUGUAUUAGAUAACCUGCGAACAUGUCCUCUAAGGGGCUGUUUACGUGAUCUCGGUUUUCCAGAUCGGCAUGAAAGGCGGGAUGAUUUUCAUGUAAUAUUCAGGGCCGUAACUAGAGGUGAAUAUUCAUAUAUCCAUGUUCACAUACCGUAAAGACAAUGGCUUUCAAAAGAAAUCCGUCGGGCAGAACACGAAUAUAUGAAUAUGCCCCCCAAUUAUCACGUCUAAUUAGGCCCUGCAUGUAUUGAAAUAAGUUAGUACGCUUAAACGUCGGUUAAGGGGACUGAAAUGUUGGCAAGAAGAUCUCGCAGUUCAGGAAGUCUAUAAACUAUUAUACUAGGAAAAUAAUGCAGUUUUGCUGACUUAUGAACCGUGACUUAUUUUAAUACGAAAUUAUCCCGCAUUUCAUCUUGUCCCGGCAGAGGCAUCAUGUAAACAGUCCCUAAAAUAUAAAAGAAAGCCUGCAGCAAUUCUUGGUCGAAUCUUGCUGUGAUUUGUCAAUGUAAAACUAAACUCGACUGAAUUUCCUGCUGCUUCCCUACAUCUCGAGAAAUUUUGUUCCGAGUUCAGACCAGACUGAAAGCCUUGAAUUGAGGGCCUGCAUCGAUGACUAAUGAAUUUGAAUAUCUGCGUCUCAAAUCGUGACGCGAAAUUCUCAUUGGUUUAUAUGUUUCCGCUGAGCUCUAUAUAUGUCAACUGCUGAAACAGCACUAUGAGUAAAAAACACAUUAACUGAUCAAAUUGGUCUUGACCUUCUUAUCUCAAAGCAUGAAAUGUUCUGUUUUGGGAAAACAGUAUUUAAAACAUUUAAACUUUUGCUUGAAUAUCUUAUAUUUCGAAAAACAGUAUAAACUGUACGGUCUAAAUUUAGUUUGCACGGUCUAAAUUUAGUUUGCACGAAAGUUGUAAGCAACACUAUAUAAGGAUAGACAUUCCAUAUUUGGAAAGACGAACGUUACGGGGCAGAUAUUCAAAAUUGUAUAUCAUCAGUGCAGGCUCUCAAUUCAACUUGAGAGCCUGUUCGCAGGCUAAGUUCAGACCACUGACUGCCACAAUUGCGAACUUAACCAGUUAACUGGAUUUUUUCUUGUAAAUAGAAACUCCGUAGUUAGGUUACGGAAAAUGUUCUCAAUCUUUAAAAAUGCUAGAAGCGUGAGAUGGAGACAGGUCACUCCUGUCAACUGUAUCUUUAUGUAAUAUACAGAGACAGGCCUAGAAAAUAUAUUUCUCUUCCUGGCAGCAAAUCCAGAGAUAAAAAUUUCGUGUCAUAAGCCAAUUUCAUAGUCAAAUAUAAAACUUCCUGCAUGUGGUAGAUUUCAGAGAACGUAUGGUGCCGCACAUUGUGAUUAACUCCAAUCUCAGCAAAGACAAUAUCAACUUGCAAAAACCUUUUGCAAUUUUUAGACAAUAAGUAAAUUAUAUGGCAUUCCAGUAUAUGAGAUGACACACAUUUUCUACAAGGUGUAAGAAGAUUUCCUGCGAAGAUAUUUUGUUAAACAUUUUCUGGCAGCGGUGCUGCUGGCGCUGCUGUUGACAUGCUCAAAUUUUUUGUGUGUGUGUUUUGAUGUUAUGUAACUUUUUGGCCUGCCCGGUGUGGAUAUACACUCAGAGUAACAUCAGACACAUUAUGCUCAAAUUUAUGGCAUUGAAGUUGUACGUGGUACGGUUUCAAUAUUUUUUAGGGACCGUUCAUUAUUUAUACCUCGGGUUGGUACCGAAGAGAAACGAAAAACACUGUAAUUUUUUUAUUUACCCAACCUCAGCAUUGGUCAAAAUAAUGUUUACCCAAUCCAUGUACUGUACUUCAUAAUAACUAAACACACAGGAUUAUGGUGAUAGAAAUCAAGUUGCCUAAGUGACUGGUCAUAAAGUAACUGCUAGGGUGGGCUGGAGGUAAAUCACAAAUUUUGCCAAUAAGUUUGGUGACCCAUCUUAGGAUGGAGAUAAAAAUUUCAAAGCCCAUCCAAUCUUACCAAAUUUAUUUCAUGACCCACCCACCCAAUCUAAAUUAGGAAAAUGCACUUUUAUAAUAAAAAAACUUGCAGGUAUGAACAUAUAUCAAUACAGUGCCGGGGCCCGGUGUAUAUCUUUAUUUUUUGUAUCUGCGAAGCACAUUAGUAUUAACGUUUAUACUCAUAGCCAUUCAGCGACGAGCUUGUCUAAUUAAGCCAAUCAGCGAUUAGCUUACAUCAAUUGUUUACAUCGUGCUCGCACCUAACCUGCGAACGGGCGUUGUUUGGCCUCGUGUAAGUCGUGUACUCGUGUUAUUCUUUGCCAUAUUUUGGCUUCAAAAAUAUCUUGAUUUUAUCUUGAAUUGGCUGUCUUGUUUUCACCAUUCUACUUGUGAUAUUAUUCCAAAGUUAUCUAUCAACAUGGAAACUUAUCCUCAUCUGGUAAGUAGCCAAAUACCACAUUUUAUUAUAUACAUUUAUACAGUAUAAAAACAAUCAUUGUGUAAUAUUUUAAACAGUCAAAACUCUGGCUGCAGGCAUAUAUUGCCAAUUAACAAUAUCACAAGAAACUAAUGUUCUCAGGAGAUAUUGAAUUAAAUCCUGGUCCUGUAUUUCUGUAACUCUGUUCAAAACAACAGUCCAACUAAGUUGUCAUCAAAUGUAGUGUUAGAGCAAAGGUAAAGAUGUCAUCAGUUAAAAUUAUACUUUAUAUACAUUUUGGUUUUACACAAUAGAGUUAAUUAAUCAAAAUUGUUACAACCAUUUUCAAAUGCUAAUAAAAGAAUCCCUACCCUCCCUCCUCAUUACAUUGUCAUUUUGCUUUCUAAUAUAAAUGUUUUUGUUUAGAGAUUAAUACAAGAAUGAUGAAUACAUGUACUGACCUACUGGAUAUUGGCUGGAUAAUUUUGUCAGAACAACCCACUUGCAAGACAAUCUUACCUAAAUUCAUCAGUAUGGAAAAUAACUUAACAGCUACAAUAAUUAUAUAUUAUAUGGAUGGAUCAGAUCAAUGGCAGACAAUGUACAAAACUAAACUUGUGAUACCUUCUACUCAAACAGAUAUUCUCCCACAACACAAAUUGUUUUUGUGUGGAUAUGCUGAGUUAAACCGAACAGUGUGGUAUAUCAUUAACUGUGCACAGGGUUGGAAUUGAAUUAUAUACUUCACUCAUGACCUUCAAAACAUUCUCUACUAUUCAGUGCAUGGUCUUCAAUAUAUGAUUGACUCUUUGGUACAGUAAUGCAUGUUCCUCGAAUAGUGUGUAUGUUACUCAACAGUUAACAUUGGCAAGUGUAAACAACAAGUGACAGAACUUUGCUUCAUAUGAUCACAAUAAAGUUGUGAAAAUUCGAUGAGUAUGGAUUGACAAGUGACAAUUUACUAAAUAGCCGACUGUAUAGACACUUAUUGUUUGCAUGAAAUUUUUAUUUCCUGACUGCAUAAUUAUCCGUUACAAGCAUAAUCACAUUAUAAAAUUAGUUAAAUUUUAGGGCGUGGGGGGGGGGGCAGUUGCCCUGCUGCCCUCUGUGCAGUGUACAGCCCUGUUAGAUUUGUAUUAUGUUUGAUUUUAGAAUCAUAUUUGCUAUUAUAUUUAUCAUAAUAAGUGAUGAAAGCAGGGAAGCUUGUAAAAGUUAGGGGGGACGACUCCCACUAGGCGCCACCAUGGUUGGUGCCAAGGCCCCCUGGCUUCCUACGCCCCUGGAUGAAAGUAGAUAUGGGUUUUUGUUUGGUGGCCCAACCGUAGACAUAAAAAAAUAAUUGGCGGCCCAUCCAAACUGCCCAAAGAUUUUCCAUGGCCCAUCCCAAAUCACUCCGGCCCACCCUAGCAGUUACUUUAUGACCGGUCCCUAAAUUCUCAAAGCUCAUGCCCUCACACUCAAACUUACUGAGUGUGCUAAAGCAAUCACGUUCCUGCUGACCAAUGACUGAGCCCUUCCUCAAUCACUGAUGGUCUAUUUUGGUACAGAAUGUGUUGACUAUUGUACACAUUUUUCUUCAUAUUUUCCAAUGCAUGGUUAUUUUGGCUUUAUUUUAUGGACUUUAUGGACAGACAGCCAAAAGUGUUUUUACCCAACCCAUGAAGUAGUCAAAAACUUGAUUAGCCAACCCAUAUCUCUUCGAUAACAACCCCGGGUAUAAAUAAUGAACGGACCGUUCAUUAUUUAUGUUCUUAUUUAGGGUCCCUAGUACAAUUGUUGAUUGCACCUGAAGCAUAUCAAAGGGUUUUAGACUGCGACGAGUCUUUGCGAGUUCGCAAUGAUUUCCUUCAACCUUCGGCCGACUCUGUUAUCACAGACAAUAUUUUGAUAGAAUUCAGAGAUUACCUAAUUUUAUCACUUCAACUCAGGAACGCGCAGCGACCCGUCGCCAUUGCAAACUUCACCGUGGACGAAUUCCGUGGAGCAGAAAUUCGUGAUAACGGUGAAGGGGAUUCUCUAAUGGUAACACACACUUGGCAACAUAAAACAUCCAGCAAUUGACCAGCACCAUUAGUUUGGAGUCACACCGACUUUGAUAUGGGCCAUCUUUAUCUCAGAUAUCUACAGGUAAGCCCUGAAUUCCCAACGUCUUCAUCACAGGGAAUACAACUCGAAAAUUAUUUCUUUCUCACAACGUCAGGCUUAUAUUGCAAAAACGUAACCCAGCGAGUAAACAACAUUGCUGUAUGUCUUUGUCCCAAUUCAGAUGUCCAUUUUACAACUACAAUUAUUCGCAAGACUGUAGUGACCGCACAGCUUCUCGCAAAAGCAAUGCGAACAUAGAAAGUGGGCAUCUAGCUAAUGCGAUGACGAACUUACCAUCAACUUCAGAAACAUAGUAUGCUCUUCAGGACAGAACUGAAGAAUGCAAUUAACGCGUAUAACUUUAUAAAAAAUCAAGUCCAUACCAACGUCGAACCAAAGUCCGACGAACCAGUGGAACAUCCACAUACACCAGACAAGUCAACUUCCACUACGAAUGCGAACCAGUCAAAUUUAUCAUCGCCAUCGUGUUCAAUACCACCAUCAUUUCAACCACCAGGCAAAUCAUUUGCAAAAACGAGUAGUCGAAGGAAAAUGACUGCAGAUGAAGAGAGUUACUUCAAGGAAGCAGUUGCCGAUUUGCCACGAGAUGAGAACUUGCCCGUUAAAUCAAUCAUCUCAGCUCUAAAUAACGGCAAUUUUUUCACGUCAUGCCCGUCUGCAACAGAAUUUACAAAGCAACAGAUUAGAGACAAGUAUAAGUCAUUAGUAAGAAUGGAAAAUCGCAUUGGACAAUAAAAUUUCUUUUUAUUUUAUAUAUUACUGUAAUUAUAAAUCAGUGUUUAACCCAAAUAAACAGUGUCGAAAUUAUAUCAGUGAGAACAACUUGCCAAUGACAUAUCAUUAGAGAGUUAAUCGUGCCAAGAGCAGACCUUAGAUUGUGACAAUACAGUCACAAUAUAGUUACAAGUCAGGUGUCUCAGAUUCACACUGAUUUUUGUUCAUCAAAUUAAUGCGUGGUGGGCAUGAAAUUUUCAAUGAAUUAGAGAGAGAGAGGUCUUCUGAAAAAAUUACUUUACUCAGAAAAGACUACAGAACUGUAUAAAAUAUGUCCGGCCCCGGGCGUGCAUGUGUAAUUGGGCCGCACCAAUCUAGUUAAUUAACUAAGUAUUAAUUCUCACUGGUCAGAACCAUCAGGGCCUCAUGAACACAGCCUGAAUGGGGUGAAUUACUCUACUCUAAAAAUCCUCGUAGAUUUUGUGAAAACUCGUAAGUCCCAAAAGGCAAAAAAGUCUCUAAACAUCCAAAUAACGGAAAAUCCAUUUCAAAUCUCCAAAAAUCCCGAAAAAAUGAUAUAAGAAGGGUUUCAGCUUUUGAACAUUUUUCAUUAAAGAUGUGCAGCAUACUGUCGAAACAAAUCUUCUACUGUAAGUGUAAAUGUCUUUAGCGGGCUUAUUUCGGCUUUCCCGUUCCACGUAACAAAAUGGAUGGAAAUCCCGCGGAAUGGGAUUUCCGUCCAAAAUAAUGGGAUUUCCGUCCCGCGGGGGGACGGGAAUCCCGUCCCACGGGACGGGAAUCCCAUCCCGAGGGACGGGAAUCCCGUCCCGCACGGGACUGUUAACUUUCCCGUGAACGGUACUGUACAUGUAACUACAGGAGGAAGACGUAUUUUGUCUUACCGUUCUUCUUACAGCUUCUUUGCAAUAAAGUUUGAACAUCUUUUGGGAGAUAUGUUGUUAAAGUAUUUGUUGUCUAAAAACAAUUACUGACAAUAUAUUAUUACUCUGAUCAAUGUAAUGAUGAUUAUUACUCUGAUUAAUGUGAUAAUUCCGUACAGGAUUUUUAUGCAUAAGCAUGAAAUUGUCCGCAGUCCGAACUUCAAGGUUCGCAAAUAUGGUCAACAAAGAUGCUAACUUCGAUUCCCCAUGGCUUUUCCAAUAAAAUGUAACGCGGUAAUAUUUACUUCUGCGCAUUUUGACUGGCUUAAUAGAAAUAUAAUGCGGUAAAGGGCAGUAAAGGUGGAGUUACACGAGCAACAAAAUUGCUGCAACUUGCAACAAAAUCUGAUUUCAACGCAUGUUAAGUAGAAAUAUCGGCACAUGUUGCCUUGUGAUUUGUAAUUUAUGUGUAAACAUUUUCAAUUAACAUGUGUUGAAAUCAGAUUUUGUUGCAAGUGGCAGCAAUAAGUUUUGUUGCUCGUGUAACUCCAGCUUAAGCCACUCAAGCGAUAUUUUUAUCAGGCGAUAUUUGUAUACUUCUGAAACUAUCGUGAUUUCUAACGUUUGUAUAUAAAUUAGCCUGCUAUAUACAGUAGAUUAUAAAUCCGUUCCUGGCUUAAUUGUAAGGAAGAAAGCAAGUAAGUUGGGUGUGCUAAUUAUUCUCACUUGCACACGAGAGCUACUGUAAUCUGAAUUGCGAAUAAGUAAUAACACAGCUUAAAAUAAUCGUUAAUAAUUCAUAAACCUUGUGGCAAAUCAUGUCAGCCAUAAUUUGUCACGUGGAGUGACUUUAUAUCUCGUAAAGCAUGUGGCAUUAUAUAAUUGUUCAUCCUAAUUAGUAUGAUUGUAUAAUGGUUCAUCCUAAUUAGUAUGCUUUUGUAGUCGUAUUUUAGGCUAUUCAAACACUCGUUGUCGUGUUUUAUCAGACAUAAAACACUCGGCUGCGCCUCGCGUUUUAUAUCUGAUAAAACACUCCUACUCGUGGUUUAAAUAGUACUUAACCUGAAUGAGGCUUUUAAGAGCCGUAUGACUGAUGUCUGAUCACGGAGCACAGCUACGGUAGAAUAGUCAGUUGGGGGCUAAUCCCAACCCACCCUGCAACAUUCUUUGUCUGAGGAAACAGGAGUUGAUUUUCUCACACGAAUACCCCGAUUCCGGAACGAGAAUUGAACGGAGCUUGCUUGACGAUUAUGCCACCGAACCCCCUCGCCAAAACAACUGUAGUUAUAGGCCACCGAAACCUCGUCAAGUGAAUAACUGUAACCUGUUUCAAUGGACAGCUUGCAUGUUAAACUAAAUUUUAAUCUAAGUAAAGAGAAGGGAAUCAAACACCACAGCUAAAAAGAACAUAAUAAAAUGAGUAAAAUGGCAUAAUUUGGUAGCGAAAUGUUCUAAAUCUUGGAAAAUAAUUAUAGCCUUGCAAAGUUUGCAAAUUUUGUAUAUGUUUGUAUUGCGUGCGGAAAUUGUUACCAUUUUCGGCUCAAAAAUGGUACGAAUUUCCGCACGUAAUACAAAUAUACAAAAUAUGCAAACUUCGCAAGGCUAUAUUUCCCAAGCUUUACAACAUUUCGUAACCAAAUUUUGCAAUUUUACUAAUUUUAAUAAGUUCUUUACGGGAAUUUACUUUUUGCCUAGAUAAAAAUUGGUCUAACAUGCAAGUUGUCUAUUAGACAAGAUUUCAAAAUAACUUUUGAUUUGAUUAAUUUAUAGGUAUUGACUGUAUUCUUAUCAUGCCGACUGGUGGAGGUAAAAGUCUCACAUUUCAACUCCCGGCCUUAGUAUCAUCAGGUUUCACACUAGUUAUAUCACCUCUCGUAUCUCUGAUGGAAGAUCAGCUCAUGUCACUGCAGGAAUAUAAUAUUGACGCUUGCUUACUGAAUGCUGCCAGCUCUAAAGAUCAUGUCAAUAAUGUGCAUAGUAGAAUGAUAACCAAAGAAUCAGGCUUAAAAGUUUUGUAUGUCACACCUGAGAAGAUUGCCAAGAGCAAACGUUUUAUGGCUAAACUUGAAAAGGCUUACACAGGUACAGUUGUAUAAGAAAAAUCAUAUUCUGAAUAGCAUCACUCGUAGACUUGGUGGGAUAUAUUAUGGAUCACUCGUAGACUUGUUUUUAUGAGUUUACUGUACAAGCCUUUGUUGAGCGUUAAGCAUGUAGUUGGACGUGGCUGAAAAAAAAAACACCGAAGUAACAUAGCGUAAAAUUGGCUACCCCCUGUACUUUGCUUUUUGUACAAUUUAGCCUGCCUGAAAAAAUCCAACAGCAAUUUUUGUAGCCCCAGCGACUUUUUGAUGUUAACGUUUUGCUUUUACUAUGUGACGUUCCCAAGCCCAGGUUAUUCAAAAGCAUGAUUUAUUCGGAAUAUGUGUAAAGGCCCGUUUACACGGGCGAUUUUUGCUGCGAUUUUAGUUGCAAUUUUCUCCUUUUGGGGGAUCUGAAGGAGUAGAUUACUUAAUGAUGUUGUUAUCAGAUUUCAUAACCUGGAACAUUUAUAACUUAUCCACUCCUUCACAUCAUCCAAAAGAAGAAAAUCACAACUAAAAUCGCAUCAAAAUCGCCCGUGUUAAUGGGUCUUAAGUCUCUCAUGACUUGGCAUUUAACAUGAUUGGACCGAUACCUUGAAAUGGGACUAUUACUGGAGUCGAUUGUAGUGUUUGUAUAUCCAAUUGUACUCCUUGAUCUAUAACUCCUAUAGUUUCAGCUUACUGAAUGAUUUCCAUUCAGAAACUUGGGGCUGGUUGUAUAAAAAAGUGAUUAAAGUUAAUCAUAGUUAAGUAGAAAUGUCAUUCAAUAAGAAGCGCCUAUUUGAGAGUUAAUUAAAAAAGUGAUUAAAAGUUUUAUACAACCGGCCCCUGUGCUUUAUGUACUACAGUAAGUCUUCAUUCUAAAGACUAAGUACACCUUGAGUCUUAAGUCUUAAGUUUGUACCAGCUUAAGUACGCGACUAAAAAUUUUGAAUUAUCGCACCGUGAAAAAUAAGAGUGUUGAAAGAUAGUUCCGUUUUCUGUACGUCGACGACGUUCAGACUAACCAGCGUCUCGGUAAAACGUGAGCUUUGGAAAUCGAUUACAAAAGUCUGCUACCCGUGCCCCUCCCGUCCUUUUUUACUGGUCAAUGCUCAGUCACCUGACGUUAGACUUUCUUUUUUCAGCUGGCUGCCUGUCUCGUAUUGUAAUUGAUGAAGUACACUGUACCAGCCAAUGGGGGCAUGACUUCAGGCCUGACUAUAAAGUUCUUGGAAUUCUGAAAAGACAAUUUCCUAAUUCUCCAAUUCUCGGACUAACUGCUACAGCCACAACACGUGUCAUCGAUGAUGUGAAGAAAAUUCUCAACUUGAGAUCAAACUGUGUUUUAUUGAAAGCUUCUUUCAAUCGUCCCAAUCUUUAUUAUGAGGU